Messenger RNA from Lagenorhynchus albirostris (white-beaked dolphin), 1383 nucleotides. RefSeq names its product Rh family C glycoprotein (gene RHCG). Gene Ontology annotation, cellular component: basolateral plasma membrane; apical plasma membrane; plasma membrane. The transcript is spliced from 10 exons. NCBI's taxonomy places the organism in Eukaryota, Metazoa, Chordata, Mammalia, Artiodactyla, Delphinidae. The coding region runs from base 1 to 1383 and encodes 460 amino acids. The record is from RefSeq and is a predicted model, not a curated record. Gene Ontology annotation, molecular function: ammonium channel activity. Gene Ontology annotation, biological process: ammonium homeostasis; ammonium transmembrane transport.
AUGGCCUGGAACACCAAUCUCCGCUGGCGGCUGCCGGUCAUCUGCCUGCUCCUGCAGGUGGCCCUGGUGGUCCUCUUCGGCGUGUUCGUGCGCUAUGACCUGGAUGCCGACGCCCACUGGAUCGAGGAGAGGAUGUCCAGGAACAUUUCCAGCGACUUGGACAACGAAUUCUACUAUCGGUACCCGAGCUUCCAGGACGUGCACGUGAUGAUCUUCGUGGGCUUCGGCUUCCUCAUGACCUUCCUGCAGCGCUACGGCUACAGCGCCGUGGGCUUCAACUUCCUGCUGGCGGCCUUCGGCAUCCAGUGGGCGCUGCUCAUGCAGGGAUGGUUCCACUCCUUUGACGGACGCUACAUUCUCUUGGGCGUGGAGAACCUCAUCAAUGCGGACUUCUGCGUGGGCUCUGUCUGUGUCGCCUUUGGGGCAGUUCUGGGCAAAGUCAGCCCUGUCCAGCUCCUCAUCAUGACUCUCUUCCAAGUGACCCUCUUCUCAGUGAAUGAGUUCAUUCUCCUCAGCCUGCUAGAGGUGAAGGAUGCAGGGGGCUCCAUGACCAUCCACACAUUCGGCGCCUACUUUGGGCUCACAGUGACCUGGAUCCUCUACCGACCCAACCUAUAUCAGAGCAAGGACAGGCCAAGCUCUGAGUACCACUCGGACCUCUUUGCCAUGAUCGGCACCCUCUUCCUGUGGAUGUACUGGCCCAGCUUCAACUCAGCUGUGUCCAAUCACGGAGACGCCCAGCACCGAGCUGUCAUCAACACCUAUUGCUCCUUGGCAGCCUGUGUGCUCACUGCGGUGGCGCUGUCCAGCGUCCUGCAUAAGAAGGGCAAGCUGGAUAUGGUGCACAUCCAGAACGCCACGCUCGCGGGAGGGGUGGCCGUGGGCACCGCCGCCGAGAUGAUGCUCAUGCCUUACGGCUCCCUCAUCAUCGGCUUCAUCUGCGGCAUCAUCUCCACCCUGGGUUUUGUGUACCUGACGCCAUUCCUGGAGUCCCGGCUGCGGAUCCAGGACACGUGUGGCAUUCACAACCUGCAUGGCAUGCCCGGCAUCAUAGGUGGCAUUGUGGGUGCUGUGACGGCAGCCUCUGCCAACACUGAGCUGUAUGGGCAGGAAGGGCUUGCCUUUGCCUUUGGCUUUGGAAGUUCCACACUGAGCUGGAAUGCAAGCACACAGGGCAAGUUCCAGGCUGCUGGUCUCUUUGUGUCGCUGGCCAUGGCCCUGGUGGGCGGCAUCAUCGUAGGGGUCAUUUUGAAAUUGCCAUUCUGGGGACAAGCCGCUGAUGAGAACUGCUUUGAGGAUGCAAUCUACUGGGAGAUGCCCAAGGACCAGAAGAGUAUUGUCUUCCAUUCUGAGGACCCCACCCUCAAGCCCUCAGAACCUUAA